GCGACUGCGGACCGCAGACACAAACGUUCACUUCCGGUCGGUGUUUUCAACAUGUGAGAGUGGAGAGAUGGCUUCUGGCGCUCAGGAGCAAACUCUGCUCGGUCUGUGUGACGGAGAGCUCGACCCUAACCGACACCGGUCCUCCUUUCUGACCAACAAAGUCGGCGGUCACCCGGACUGGUUGCCGGGCAUCUCCCGGCAGUGUCCCCGCUGUGGUCGCUGCGGAGCCCCGUUGGCCCACGUGGUGCAGGUGUACUGCCCCCUGGAGGCCUCCCCCUACCACAGACACCUCCACCUGUUCGCGUGCCCAGGUGCCGCGUGCAGCGGCCGGUCAGACUGCUGGACGGUGCUCCGCUCUCAGUGUCUGGAGGAGCGGACAGCCAGCCGGCCCGCCCCGGCUCAGGAGGCUCCUCCGGCGGCCACUGAGUGGUGUGACGCCGCUGAUGACUGGGGGGUGGAGGAGGAGGAGGAGGAUGGAUGGGGAGCAGGAGGAGGUGUGGAGGAGGACAGCCAGGGUCAAGAGGAGACAGCAGCCCCUGAAGAAGAGGCCAGCGGCGAGGAGGUCGAUGUCAGCAGCCGGCUUCAGGAUCUGGAUCUGGGCUCCUCCCGGCAGGACGUCCCGGUGCUCCGCCCGUUCUUCAUCAGCGUGGCGGAGGAGUCGGACCUGUGCGGCGAGCGGGACGACCUGCGGCACGCCCGGCAGCUGCUGAGGGAGUACGAGAGCAGGGAAGGCUUGGUGGCAGUCGGCGGCGAGCUGGACGCCGCCGGCGGCGGCGAGGAGAAGUACGAGAAGACGAGCGCCAGACACGGAGACGCCGUCUUCUCCCGGUUCCUGAAGAAGAUCUCGGCGUGUCCUCAGCAGAUCCUGCGCUACUGCCCGAAAAAACCUCGGGAAUCUCGGCGCCGCCGCCCGGACGACAGCGGCUCGGCUGGCGCCGCGGGCGGCGUUGGCGCUCGCCCGCGCUCGGCUCAGGAACGCUUUGAGCUGCAGCUGAUGCCGGCGCUGGUCGGUCUGCUGCGGAGGGAGAACGGCGGCGGCGGCGAUGGCGAGCUGGAGUUCGGGACGGUUCUGGUUUACACGUGCACGGACAGCUGCUGGACCGCCGGGUCGGGCGCCGCUGUGGAGGAGUUCUGCUUCGUUCAGACCGACCCGGACCAGCAGCUCUUCAAAUGACCCAACAGGUUACAGCAGGGGGUUCAAACAUAGGGGUCAGCAGCCCUAUGUUCCCACAGCUCUAUGUUCCCACAGCUCUAUGUUCCCACAGCCCUAUGGUCCCACAGCUCUAUGGUCCCACAGCUCUAUGUUCCCACAGCUCUAUG
Molecule: messenger RNA, 1320 nt
Organism: Perca fluviatilis (European perch)
Lineage: Eukaryota; Metazoa; Chordata; Actinopteri; Perciformes; Percidae
Gene: pdcd2l
Product: programmed cell death 2-like
Cellular component (GO): cytoplasm
Source: RefSeq, a predicted model, not a curated record